GGGUUUUAUUUUAGGGUUUUCUAUAUACACCAAAUAUUCAUCAACGACAGAAACUAGAAUCCUCCUCCAUCAGCAACCAUGGGUAUCUCACGUGAUUCUAUGCACAAGAGACGAUCCACCGGUGGUAAGAAGAAGGCAUGGAGGAAGAAGCGAAAGUAUGAGCUUGGAAGGCAGCCAGCCAAUACUAAGUUGUCAAGUGACAAAACAGUGAGGAGGGUUCGUGUUCGUGGUGGAAAUGUGAAGUGGCGUGCAUUGAGGCUUGAUACUGGUAACUUCUCAUGGGGUAGUGAAGCUGUGACCAGGAAGAGUCGUGUUUUGGAUGUUGUUUAUAACGCAUCAAAUAAUGAACUUGUACGAACACAGACAUUGGUGAAGGGUGCCAUUAUUCAGGUUGAUGCAGCUCCUUUUAAGCAGUGGUAUCUUCAGCACUAUGGACUUGAUAUUGGUCGCAAGAAGAAGGUUGCAGCCACUACUAAAAAGGAAGGAGAGGAAGCUGAAGCUGUCACUGAAGAGACAAAGAAGAGUGAUCAUGUAACUAGGAAAAUUGAGUCAAGGCAAAAGGAUCGCAAACUUGAUGCUCACGUUGAGGAACAGUUUACUGGGGGCCGUCUUUUGGCUGCAAUCUCCUCACGCCCUGGACAAUGUGGCCGUGCUGAUGGAUACAUAUUGGAGGGGAAAGAGCUGGAGUUCUACAUGAAGAAGAUCCAGAAGAAGAAAGGAAAGAGUGCUUAAGUUUUUUUUUAUCAUUUUUUUCCCUAAACUUUGUGAGUUCAAUUUUUUUGCCCCAUUUGAGACAUUAUUUAUCUGUCUAACUUUUUUAUGACCCAUUUG
Molecule: messenger RNA, 831 nt
Organism: Impatiens glandulifera
Lineage: Eukaryota; Viridiplantae; Streptophyta; Magnoliopsida; Ericales; Balsaminaceae
Product: 40S ribosomal protein S8-like
Exons: 5
Coding region: 79-732 (217 amino acids)
Biological process (GO): maturation of SSU-rRNA from tricistronic rRNA transcript (SSU-rRNA, 5.8S rRNA, LSU-rRNA); translation
Cellular component (GO): cytosolic small ribosomal subunit; ribosome
Molecular function (GO): structural constituent of ribosome
Source: RefSeq, a predicted model, not a curated record